This is a messenger RNA of Paecilomyces variotii, 900 nucleotides long. RefSeq lists its product as hypothetical. The coding region runs from base 98 to 886 and encodes 262 amino acids. The record is from RefSeq and is a predicted model, not a curated record. The transcript has a single exon. Lineage: Eukaryota; Fungi; Ascomycota; Eurotiomycetes; Eurotiales; Thermoascaceae.
CACUUUAAAAACACCCCCGUCAUAGUAUUUGUUGUCCGAAGCAUUUCUGCCCCAUAUUUUCUCGAGUCAAUCUUCGCCUCAUUUGGCUUUCGGCAGCAUGUCUCCUACAUCGUAUAGUCCUGAAAUAUACCAAGAUGAGGCUGCCCCGGCUUACGAAGAAAGUCUUGACGCUUCUCGAUUUACCAACAGCGAACAGAAGAAGGACAUGUCCCAUUUCGCGCCGUCCCUGUCUUUGGGGAAGCAGUUGGCAGAGACACGAGCUCGGAGAAUUGAGGAUAUGCUGGAGACAUACGUGAAUCCUCUGGUUUUCUCCCUUGGACAGACUGGCUUAUAUAAAACCACAUUCUUGCUUGUCCCCUCAAACGUAACUGUUCUCCAAACAAACCGCAUGUCAACGGAAACGGAGAUUAUCGGUUUCCCAGCCGGGUGCCCUGCAAGCCUGAUUUGGCUUAUCGGCGAAGAGCAUACUCUGGAGUUCUGGAGACAGCCAGCAGUGAUGAAAGAGCUCGAAAGCUGCCUUAAGCAACACUUAAUCGGUACCGGUCACAGUUUGGAAGGUACAAUGGACGAAGCUUCGACCAGAAUAACGGAGAGGCCUGAAGACGACAACAAUAUGCAAAUAUCUACCGCUGCGAAGAAAUCAUUUUGGGGAAAGACGAAUACUAGAUCUAUCAGCCGGAAAGACCAUGGCGACGCGGAAACUAUUCAUUCGAGACCUGAGUUGAGAUGUCAAAAUGCAGGGUACCUGGACAGUGCCGUUCCACCAGGAAAAGUCAGAGUUCAGGUCCAGUUGAAGGACAUAUGUUUACGCGUACAGACAGAGAUGGGAUUAUAUGAUACAAGAAAAGGUCCCGCACUUUGCCUGUCAAUUGAAGUCGGAAGUUAGAUGAUAGUUGAAUA